This is a messenger RNA of Drosophila hydei, 1494 nucleotides long. Its product is annotated as venom protease. Lineage: Eukaryota; Metazoa; Arthropoda; Insecta; Diptera; Drosophilidae. Gene Ontology annotation, molecular function: serine-type endopeptidase activity. Gene Ontology annotation, biological process: proteolysis. The transcript has 6 exons. The record is from RefSeq and is a predicted model, not a curated record. The coding region runs from base 214 to 1470 and encodes 418 amino acids.
AGUGUCAACGAGUUCAACUGCAAGGUGAACCAUUGCAAGCAAAGCUGAGAGAGUGAGAGAGCGAGGCGUAAGGAGAUAGAGAGAGAUCUGCUUCAUCGAGCGCACAAAAGCUCGAUUGCUCGCAACGGAAGCGGCACGCGAUAAAAAUUUAAAUUCCCAUUUUGCAGUUGUGAGAAACAUGUUUAGUUUUCGCAUUCAGUUCUCAAGGCAAAGAUGAAGUGUUUACAGCUCAUUUUCGUAGCGCUGCUCAGCUUCAACUGCAGCCAGGCAUUGUCCAAAAGUUACUCCACGGACUACACAGAUCUGUUGGAUUUGGAGGAUAAUGAUGAGUUCGUCUGGGGCGCUGCUGAGAAUAAGCAAUAUAGUCGUACUAAUGCCAGUGCUGAGCAGGCCAAUGAUAAUGAUAAUGCCGGCAUAACCAAUUUUCUAGCACGUCAUCGCUUAAGCAAGCGACAGGCAGACAACGCUGCCCCAAUACUGGAAAACAAGGACUAUGGUGCCUGUCGCACUUCGCUUGGCGAUGAAGGACGCUGUCGCCACAUAAUUUACUGCCGCAUGCCGGAGCUGAAGGAUGAUGUGUGGCGCUUGGUUGCACAGCUGUGUAUAAUCGAGAAAACUUCCAUUGGCAUUUGCUGCACAGAUCAAGCGACCACAUCACGUUUAAGUCCACAGGUUGUGAGCGGUUCCCCUGAGGAAACACCGCGCAUUGUCAAUCGUCCCGAGCGACGAGGCUGCGGCAUUACAACACGUCAAUUCCCAAGGAUAACUGGCGGUCGUCCGGCGGAGUCGGAUGAGUGGCCCUGGAUGGCGGCUGUGCUGCGGCUGGGCUAUAAAAAUGUCUGGUGUGGUGGUGCAUUGCUCACAGAUCGCCAUGUGCUAACAGCGGCCCACUGCCUUUACAAGUGCCCCAAGGAGGAGCUAUUUGUGCGACUGGGCGAGUACAAUACGCACCAAAUUAAUGAGACGCGUGCGCGUGACUUCCGCAUAAGUAACAUGGUGCUCCAUGUGGACUACAAUCCCACAACAUACACUAACGACAUUGCCAUCAUACGCAUUGAGAAGCCGACACUGUUCAACACAUACAUUUGGCCUAUUUGUAUGCCGCCACUGAAUGAAGACUGGUCCGGACGCAAUGCCAUUGUCAUGGGCUGGGGCACAAGCAAGUUAAAUGGACCAUACUCCAAAAUACUUAUGGAGGCUACUAUGCCGGUUUGGAAGCACUCGGAGUGCCAAGCUUCCUUUGUGGACCAUAUACCGGAUACAGCCAUUUGCGCUGGCUUUCCGGAGGGUGGGCAGGAUAGCUGCCAGGGUGAUAGCGGUGGUCCGUUGCUCAUUCAGUUGCCUAAUCAGCGCUGGGUCACCAUUGGCAUUGUAUCGUGGGGCUUGGGCUGUGGCGAAGCAAACCGUCCAGGUGUCUACACGCGAGUGGAUCGCUAUCUGGAGUGGGUCAUUUCCAAUGCGGAUAUAUGAAAUGAUGAACAAUUAAGGACAUGU